UAAAUGUAGCUGUGGACUCGGGAAGGCCCGGCCGACUCCCACUCCUGCUUCCAAGCUGCUGCCAACCAUUUAAUAUCUGCUUACUUUCUCUUUUAAUAUGUUCUAUCUACACUUCUGUUAAAAUGUAAUAAUCUCUGUUGUUUACAUUAGUUUUGGAUGAUACUACAAAUUUGGGUAUCAAUCCGAUACCAAGUAGUUACAGGAUCAUACAUUGGUCAUAUACAAAGUCCUCAUGUGUCCAGGGACAUAUUUCUUGAGUUUAUAAACAUAAUAUCCAUUUUUAAAAAACGAAAGAAGAUGUUGUGAUGCCAAAAAAUAUUGACGUAAUCAUUGGCGUACCGGUGCUUUUUAGAGACGGUAUAGUACAGAAUAUGAUUAGUUAGUAUCGCGGUACUAUAUUAAUACUGGUAUACCGUACAACCCUAUAACCUUGUUACACAGUUUGCAUAGGCAACUGUUUUUGAAUGGAUUGAUGAGCAACUUGAUAACUUGUUUGUAACAGUGAUUAAUAUAGAAAUAUAAAUGUAUAGGGAUUCGACAUAUUAUUCCGUAAUUGCCUACGCAUUUCCACCCAUCCAUUGAUUAUUAUAUACUUUUUCUCGGUAUACUGUAAAAAAAAAACACAACUGCAGAUUUUAAGGGUAAAAUGUUGCUGUAAAAUGUACACCUUUUUUUUACAGCCUGUUGAUUUAAAAUGGAAAAACCGUACCACUGCUUUUAUACUGUAUAAUUCAGCGGCUGAACAGCUUCUUUUUUUUUUUACACAAAAAUCUCUGGUUGUACAGUGUGUUACUGCAAAUGAAAACAUGUUACCAGUGUUUUUUGUUUUUUUAUGGUAAAAUUCUGUCAACUGAGCUGCAAAUUUUUUUUUUUUACCGUUAAAUCUACUUUCGUAAGUAGAGGUACCACUGUAUUUAAAUCCAGUAACAAAUUAAAUAAUAGGGAUGUCCGAUAAUGGCUUUUUGCCGAUAUCCGAUAUUCCGAUAUUGUCCAACUCUUUAAUUACCAAUACCGAUAUCAACCGAUAUAUACAGUCGUGGAAUUAACACAUUAUUAUGCCUAAUUUGGACAACCAGGUAUGGUGAAGAUAAGGUACUUUAAAAAAAUAAAAAAUAAAUAAAAAUAAGAUAAAUAAAUUAAAAACAUUUUCUUGAAUAAAAAAGAAAGUAAAACAAUAUAAAAACAGUUACAUUGAAACUAGUAAUUAAUGAAAAUGAGUAAAAUUAACUGUUAAAGGUUAGUACUAUUAGUGGACCAGCAGCACGCGCAAUCAUGUGUGCUUACGGACUGUAUCCCUUGCAGACUGUAUUGAUAUAUAUUGAUAUAUAAUGUAGGAACCAGAAUAUUAAUAACAGAAAGAAACAACCGUUUUGUGUGAAUGAGUGUGAAUGAGUGUAAAUGGGGGAGGAAGGUUUUUUGGGCUUGGUGCACUAAUUGUAAGUGUAUCUUGUGUUUUUUAUGUUGAUUUAAAAACAAAACAAAAAAACCCCAAAAAAACCCAAUACCGAUAAUAAAAAAAACGAUACCGAUAAUUUCCGCUAUUACAUUUUAACGCAUUUAUCGGCCGAUAAUAUCGGCAGGCCGAUAUUAUCGGACAUCUCUAUUAAAUAACACAUUUUGUAGAGAAUAUAUUAGAGCUGGGAAUAUUUAGGCAACUCACGAUUCAAUUACAAUUACAAUUCAGGAGCUAUGAUUCGAUUAAAAAUCUAUUAUUGAUGACUCUUUAUAUUAUGCCUAUUAAUGCAGUUUUUCAUUUCACUAAAUAAGCAUUUUUCACUUGCAACUUAAAAAACCCCAAUUCAUUUGGAAUAAGAAACAGUUAAAUUAAUUCCCACAUUUAUUCAAUUGAUGAAAAUGUGUGCAAAACUGUGCCAGAAGUGACCUAUAAUAAAGGAGCUGAAACGGUCUCUCAGUGAGGUAGUUCGCUGCUGUCAGCCAAUAUUAGAACUGUCUGCAUUACUUUAUUUUCAAUAAAUAAGUCAAUUAUCAAUUAUUGACAUUUACUAAUCAAUUGUACAAUCGUCCAUGUCCAAUUUACAAUGCAUCUAAAAAUCGAUUAUUUCCCCCCCCUCUAGAAUAUAUAUAGUUUUACUAUACAUGCGGAAAACGACGAAUAACAAGUAUAAAUUAACAUUUAACAUUACUUAUACUUUUAAUGAAGACUCUAAUUGACAAAGACACAAUUUGUUCUCACAUUCUCUAUCAAAGUGUUGGCACUCACAACUUUCUUUGGCCUAAUGGGGGCUUAUUUUGCAGUCAUAUUAAAUAACAAAAAUACACUGAUUCAAUUUUAACAUAAAAAGACACAUUUAACAUUUUGGUCACUGCACUGGGUGUUAUUUGUAGCCAAUUUGCUUGAGUAACAAGAUGGGAAAAUUGAAAAGUCCGGCUGCUCAUCAUUUUUUUUAUUUUUUUUGUUAGAGUAAACCUAUGGGUUCCAUCGCUAAUGGCGUCUUCUUCCAAUCUCAUCCGGCUGUGGGCCUUUUGUGUCGUAAACGUAUGGCCUCGCAAGUGCAAGUGUUCUCCCCUCACACUCUUCAGACAAGUGCCUUCUUUAGCGUGAAGAAACUGAAGGUGGAGCAGAGUUGCAACUGGGAUAUGACAGGGUACGGCACGCACAGCAAAGUCUACAGCCACAACAGCAGCAAGAACGUGUCGGCCCUGAGCGGCCCCUUCGGCAUUAACAGCUCUCUGCAGGUAGCCAGCUCCACCCUUCCCUACGAGCAGGCGCUCAUCUUCCCGGCAACCGCAGGCCACAUUGUGGUGGCCUCAGCCAGCAGCACUUCAGGGGCCAUAGGCUCCUUGUUGGCAAGCGGGGGUGGAGGCAGCAACGGCAGUGGAGGGGGUGGCGGUGGAAGCGGCGUCGGGGUUCACAAUCUGACCCGCCGCAGCACGGUCAGUCUCCUAGACACCUACCAGCGAUGUGGGCUUAAACGCAAAAGCGAGGAGCUCGACAACAACAGUAGUGUGCAGAUAAUAGAGGAGCACGGUCCACUGAUGAUCCAGAACGGAGCAGCCAGUGGCGCCACAGUGGCUACCGUGGCCACCGCCGCCUCCACGGCAACAUCUAAGAACAGCGGCUCCAACAAUGAGGGGGACUACCAACUGGUGCAGCAUGAGGUGCUCUGCUCCAUGACCAACACCUAUGAAGUGCUGGAGUUCUUGGGGCGAGGAACUUUUGGGCAGGUGGUUAAGUGCUGGAAGAGGGGCACCAACGAGAUCGUGGCAAUCAAGAUCCUAAAGAACCACCCGUCUUACGCGCGGCAGGGUCAAAUCGAGGUCAGCAUCCUGGCGCGUCUCAGCACGGAGAGCGCGGACGAUUACAACUUUGUGAGGGCGUACGAGUGCUUCCAGCACAAGAACCACACGUGCCUGGUGUUUGAGAUGCUGGAGCAGAACCUGUACGACUUCCUGAAGCAGAACAAGUUCAGCCCACUGCCGCUAAAGUACAUCAGACCCGUGUUACAGCAGGUGGCUACAGCGCUGAUGAAGCUGAAGAGUCUGGGUUUGAUCCAUGCUGACCUGAAGCCGGAGAACAUCAUGCUUGUGGAUCCGUCUCGACAGCCCUACAGGGUUAAGGUCAUUGACUUUGGCUCAGCUAGCCAUGUGUCUAAAGCUGUCUGCUCCACUUAUCUUCAGUCCAGAUACUACAGGGCUCCAGAAAUCAUCCUAGGUUUACCAUUCUGCGAGGCAAUAGACAUGUGGUCCCUGGGCUGUGUGAUAGCUGAGCUCUUCCUGGGAUGGCCUCUCUAUCCUGGAGCCUCGGAGUACGAUCAGAUCCGGUACAUCUCACAGACUCAGGGUCUGCCUGCAGAGUAUCUGUUGAGUGCAGGGACAAAGACCACCAGGUUCUUCAACAGAGACGCAGAGUCCACCUACCCUCUUUGGAGACUUAAGACUCCUGAGGACCACGAGGGAGAAACAGGGAUCAAGUCCAAGGAGGCGCGCAAGUACAUCUUCAACUGCUUGGACGAUAUGGCCCAGGUGAACAUGACGUCAGAUCUGGAGGGGAGCGACUUGCUGGCGGAGAAAGCCGACAGGAGGGAGUUCAUCGACAUGCUAACCAAGAUGCUGACCAUAGACGCGGAUAAGAGGAUCACGCCUAUAGAAACGCUCAACCACCCGUUUGUUACCAUGUCGCAUCUCCUCGACUUCCCGCACAGCACACAUGUGAAAUCAUGCUUCCAGAAUAUGGAGAUAUGUAAGCGCCGCGUCAACAUGUACGACACGGUCAACCAGAGCAAGACGCCCUUCAUCGCCCACGUGGCCCCCAGCACCUCCACCAACCUUACCAUGACCUUCAACAACCAGCUCAACACUGUGCACAGCCAGGCUACCAACCUGGCUCCCUCCUCCACCAACAAUGCCACCCUUUCCUUUGCAAGUCCUGAUGUCUCCAUACUAAACUACCAAUCUGCACUCUACCAGCCGUCUGCUGCCUCCAUGGCAGCUGUGGCCCAAAGGAGCAUGCCUCUGCAGACUGGGGCUCCUCAGCUCUGUGCUGCCCGGCCCGAUCCCUUCCAGCAGGCGCUCAUCGUCUGUCCUCCUGGCUUCCAAGGACUGCAGGCAUCUCCUUCCAAGCACAACAGUUACUCCAUGCGGAUGGAGAAUGCUGUGCCCAUAGUGACACAGGCUCCGGGUGCCCAGCCUCUGCAGAUCCAACCUGGCCUCCUGACUCAGCAGGCUUGGCCCAGCGGCACCCAGCAGAUCCUGCUGCCCCCAGCCUGGCAGCAGCUCACUCACACCUCGGUCCAGCACGCCGCCGUCAUCCCGGAAUCCAUGAGCAGCACACAGCCUCUCGCCAGCUGGAGGAAUUCGCACCCUCAUGGCAGCCAUUACAAUUCCAUCAUGCAGCAGCCAGCCUUGUUGGCGGGCCAUGUCGCGCUCCCAUCCAGCCAGACGCUCAAUGUUGGAGUUGCUCAUGUCAUGAGGCAACCCUCCUCCAACAAUAACUCAUCUUCCAAAAAGAACAAACAGCACCAGCAUUCUGGCAGGAACACUUCAGCCUACGAAGUGUCGUCUUCUCAGGCGGUGCUGUCGCCGCAGCGCUCCAAGCGGGUGAAGGAGAACACGCCCCCACGUUGCGCCGUGCUUCAAAGCAACUCCGCCUCCAUCUGCCCUAACUCGCAGGGCUGCGGGUGGGGCGGCGCUAUGGAGGCAGAGCAGGCAUCCAGCACAACGCGUGACAACAUGAACCAACAGCACGUGCCCAGACAGACCAUCAUCAUCCCGGACACGCCCAGCCCCGCCGUUAGCAUCAUCACCAUCAGCAGUGACACUGACGAGGAGGACGACCAUAAACAAAACAAUGGCUCCUCCUCUAAGCAGAGGAAGAAUGUUAUCAGCUGUGUGACCGUCCAUGACUCACCUGACACCGACUGUUCCAUCAACAACAGCCCUUACACUGUGGAGUCCAGAACAACCACCACCAACAACAACAACAGCAGCUACGACACAAAGACCUUCAUACUGGACAAUUACAACAACGGCAACCCGCGCACCAUCAUCAUCCCCCCACUCAAAACCCAGACCAGCGAGGUUGUGAAUGAGUGUGAACGCUUGAUGCCAGAUGCAAUGAAUCAUCAGAAUUCCACAUAUAAGUUCAAAUCCUCCAAUGGAGUGGUCUCUGGCAAUAAUCACGUCCAUGGAGGGGUGACUGCAUCGUACCGACAGCAGCGCUCAGGGCCACACCUCUUUCAGCAACAGCCUCUUAAUCUCAGCCAGGCCCAGCAGCACAUGGUAGCAGACCGAAACGGAGGUCACCGCCGCCAGCAGGCCUACAUCACCCCCACCAUCGCUGCUCAGGCCCCAUACUCCUUCCAUCACAACAGCCCCUCCCACGCCGGCAACGUGCACCCGCACCUGGCGGCCACGCACAUCCCGAGCCAGCCGCACCUCUACGCCUACACGGCGCCGGCCGCUCUGGGCUCCACGGGCACGGUGGCUCACCUGGUGGCGUCGCAGGGCUCGGCCCGCCACACCAUCCAGCACGGGAGCUACCCGCCGAGCAUCGUUCACCAGGUUCCGGUCAGCAUGAGCCACCGCGUGCUGCCCUCACCCACCCUGCACCACAGCCAGUACCAGGCCCAGUUUUCCCACCAGGCCUACAUCAGCGCCUCGCCUGCCUACACUGGAUACCCAUUGAGCCCCGCCAAGGUGAACCAGUACCCUUACCUCUAGAGAAGACACUGGAUAGGCUGCUGCCUCCUCACAAUCCCCCUUAGCCCCAUCGUCAUCCCCCUCGACCCCACUUCAGAACCCAGACGGAGGACCUCGCAAUCCUCAUGAAGCGGUCCCUCACAACUUGAAGACAAGAGAAAGAAGAAGUUGGACAAGAGGUUGCGUUUCUUUCCAUUGUUUUUCUCUGCAAAGGGCCAGUUUAGAUUCUUUUUUUCUACUUCAUGAGGAAAGUCUCACUCGUUUUACAGGGAAGUUUUGGCGACGGGAUGCAUCGGGGGAAGGGGGGCUGCUGAAAGAGGGGUCACUGACUGGAAGUUUGGAAUCCCAAGAUGAAUUGGGUGAAGGUGAAAUACGGAAACCUGCUGCUCUUCAAAGAUUUAAAAAAAUAUCGAUGGCCUUGAACUGUCUUAAUAUUUCCACACUUGGUGUCGGGAGAAAAGCGGGGCGACUCCCCUCCACUCCACCUCUUUAAGCCAAGGAGGCUUUCUGGAAAUAUAACCAACAAAAGACAAGAAACUUUUGUAAUGUAUUUAUAGAUAUUUUUUGUUUCUCAAUACUUUCGUUUUAGCGAUAGGUGUCUUAGCCUGGCCCCCGUUCAUAGAAUGUAGCAGUCCACACCAACAUCUUUUUCUCCUGAUACCAAUACAUUGAUUUGUUCCUAUUUUUACCGUGAUUGCACAACGUGGUUAUAAUAACAUAGGCAUGUAUAAUGUGUGUGUGUGUGUGUGUGUGUGUCGGCCGCGUGUGUGUAGUCCACCUCAUUUAGGUUCCGUUCCCUCGUAGUGCCUUACAGACGUAACAACACCGUUUACUCACAAAUCCACACGACACAAUGGAGACACACGUAGGUGUUGUCCCUGCUUUGACAGCUUUCCAGGUGUAGGCUCUGCUCCUUGCAUGGUCUCAAAGACUCUAGAUGACUUAGGUCUUUUUAUUGUGCUGUGCAUGAGGUAACUUGUUUGGGUGUACUUACCAAAGUCUUUGAUAAAUCCUUCUGGGGUUGCCGUAAAUGCAAAUGUGAAAUGAUGUAGCGUAGCCGUGACAGCCUGUUCUUAAAAUCAUUUUAUAGUUUGUACAAUACAAAAAUUAACUGAUAAUAGUCAUUUUUGUGCAUACAGUAGAACCCCGGCUAUUCGCAAAUGAAUAUACAGGUAUUUGACGCCACAUCAGCUCGCUCCUUCCCCUCCAAAUCCUACUGCUAGCUUAAUUUAACAUUAUCCUCCCAUCAACAGUUGUUGUACUGUAGGUCGAUCAAAGUUUUUGAUGAUUUAUAUUUAUAUAGCUCUUUUUUUCUAGAGACUCAAUGCGCUUUACAUAGUGAAACCUAUUAUCUACAUCUUUAAGCUGUAUUCAAACCAG
Nerophis lumbriciformis (worm pipefish) is the source of this 7539-nucleotide messenger RNA. The record is from RefSeq and is a predicted model, not a curated record. Lineage: Eukaryota; Metazoa; Chordata; Actinopteri; Syngnathiformes; Syngnathidae.